AUUCAGGUGACCCUUUCUUUCCAUGUGGCUCUCACUCACACGUUAUUGACCUCUUCCUCUCAUUUACCAAUGACUCUCUCCCCCUCAUUGGAUACUUUUCCCCUCACUUUUCUUCCAUACUAGAUAACGGAACCCCCUCGCUCUUCAUAUUCUUUUGACCCAACUCACACUUUAUCAGAUGACCUAUAAAUAAUCUUCUUUCUUUCAUUUGUAAUACACGUUCUCUCAUAAAAAAGGGGUACUUCACUUAAAAAAAAAGACCAAUUCACUCUCAUUCUUCUCAUGAAAGGAGCCGACCAAAAAAGCUACAAGGGAGUGUUUUUUUUGAACCCGUCAUCAAUCCCACUCAUUAUUCCUAUUCCUUCUUCCAUCAACAUACAACCCUUAAUACACCUCACCAUCUUCAUUAAAACCUUUGCCUCCCUCCGUCCUUAGCCAAAAAUCACCCAAACCAUCAUGACAUAUCCUCUCUCAUCUCCCUUCCGCCACCCUUUUAUCGGUGAGUAACACCUUUUCCGACCACUAACCUACAACUAAAACACACAUUUUUCCUUUCUUCACAAAGCCAUAACCAUAAAAAAGCAGAACAACUUAGCAAAAAAAGAAGAAGAAGAAAAAACAAGUUAGUGAAGAACAACAACUAACGCCGAAAAUACCUCUGACGCGGUUCCCUCCGACACUAUCAUGUGAGCUACACCACUCGGACCACUUCGUCGAAGUUUGUUUCUUUUCUUUCUAUUUCAUUUAUGGUUGUUAUUCUGAUGUGUGUUAUUUUCAUUUGUUUGAUGUUAUUUGAAUUGAGAGAGAGGAUUGUGUUGCCGGUUUGCACAUUUCGCUUUUAUUUUUAAUACAUAUUGAACCUUGAUAUAGAGAGAGACUGUCGAAAGAGAUUUAAGGAUUGGGGCGCCGCCGCCGCUGGCCCGCCGACCUCCCUCAUACGUUGAAGCAAAACCGCGGUGAGAGAAAGUAUCGAUGAAGGGAGGGGUUUCUUUUGAAAGGUUUCAUUUUUGUGUUUCGUUUUUCUGGAAGAACAGAGAGAUAAACACGAUAGAGAGAGAAAGCCUUUGUUAUUUGGUGUUUUGUUUUGUUUUUCUUAAUGCAUGCCAUGUGUCAAGUUUGGAAUGGAGAUUUUUUAUUGUGAAUUUGCUGUAGGAGCAGGAUUUCGAAAUCUUGCCAGACACAAUAUUAGAAAACCCUAAAAAUCUUUUUUUUUCUCUUGCUUAAUAAGUAGAAGAUCGCAAACUAAUAUCACACCAACGCUCGUUCACACAACUAACUAAAUGGAUCCUAUUUACUACAACAGAUGUGAGAGUUGCUAAUACCUUCCCCUUGCAUAACCGACUCCCAAACUCGAUCUGGUUAUGACAACCAUUUCCCUUAGCUUUAGCGGGUUUUAUUUGAUAUUUUCUCGUUCAUUUGAAACAAAUAAAGAUUGGUGGAGACUCUGCUGUUAUUUCGAACGUGCGAUGCGCUCAGGUAUUUUUUACGCCACGACAAAAAGGCCCCCCAUAAGGAACUCUUAAUCCUAUAGAGAAUCAACAUACAUAACUAACAAAGAAUACCAAAAGACUUGUUAUGGUUAUAAUAAGCUUGGACGCUUCAAGAAUGAUUGUCCAGAACUUCAAAAGGAGAAACCCAAAGGCGACAACUCCAAAGGAAGUAAGAAGAAGGGUACCAUAAAAAUAUGGGAAUACUCUGAAGAUAAGAGGAUAAUGAAGAAAUAAAUGUAGAAAUGAUGGCAACGACAUCUAGUAGUGAUCAAGACACAAAUGAUGAAGUAGAAGAUAAGGUAUUCUCUAACCUAUCUAGAUCUGAAUUAAUAUAUACAUAAAAAAUCAACAUAAACAUAUUUAAAAACAAAUAUAGAAAAUUUAUAAUCUCACAAAAUAAUUAUAAACUUUUUCUUGAAAAAGAAACUACUUUGAACAAAAAUAUUGAGGAUUUAAGAAUUGAAAAAUAAUAUUUUGAAAGAAAAUCGCAAUCAUAUGUAUCAACUAUCUAUGAGUUUAAUGAAUAUGAAAAUGUUCUUCAAGAUUAUUAGCCAAUGGAAUAGGUACACUUAAGGUAGUUUUGAUGAUCUAUUAUGUAAGCAAUAACAACAAGAGAAGACUUUGAUGUACAUAAGAUGAACUUAGAGGAUGGAUGUGUUAGUCAAUUUCAUACUCUAGAAGCAUCAACAAAUAUACGGUUUAUAUGAUGAAGAUAUUCAUCAUCUAUGUUAACUUAAUUUUGAUGAAGACAAAAGCUUAUCAUAGAAGAAAGAUCAAAGAAGAAAAAGAUUGGAAUCAAGUAUCAAGAUUGUAUAAGCUUUGGAAAUUAAAUGACUGAAUCAUGACGAUUACGGAUAAGAGAAUUGAAUCAGAUAUUUAUAGAGGUCUGAUCUAACCAAUUAACCUACUCCUCUCUUUAAAAAUUUCUUCUUGAAAAUUUCCAGUUCCACUAUAGAUGUGAGUUUUUCACAACUUAUGUCAACGAACCUUCUUACAAACAGACUAAAGUUUUACACUGACUAUCAUUUAAACCAAACACGAGAGUUUACAUCAGACUAAUAUCAUAACCAAUAAAAAGCUUUUACACUAGGCAUAGUUCACGAACCACACUGAAUUUUUGACAUACAAUCUCACGAACCAAAUGAUAGUUUUUACAUCAGGUGAAACUGACAAACCAAACAAAGAUUUUUCACAAACAAUCUCAAGAAUCAAAUGAGAGCUCUCAAAAGGAUUACUAAUUAUAGACAGGAUGAUCCUAACGAGCCUCAGGUUAUAUAUCGCCAAGUCAAAAAACAUUGUUCUAAUAUGAACUCAAAAUAUAUUACCGGAGUUCUUUCCAAACGAGUUGUAGACUACCCAAUCCUAAACAGACUAUCCAACCACCCAUUGGAUCUGAUUCAACAAACUCUUGCGUCCCACCUCACGACAAUUGGAGCAAUUUUAACCAUUAACCAUAUAUAAACUUAAUUCAGCACCGUAACGAAUACCGUUUUUAUUUAGUCUUGUAAAAUUACAUAUCUUCAAUCUUAUUAACUUAAGCGCUGUAGUGUUAAACUUCCUGACAACCCCACUCUACUCCAAUGUAUCAUAGAGCUUCAAAUCAACAUGUCAUCAAUCUUAAUAGAUACUUCUUCUAGUAUAAUAGUUUAAAAAAUGAUAAUAAAUUUUAAUCACUAUUAUAAGUAACAAAUAAUUUUUAAAGUAAUUAAUGUUUGUAAUACUACUAUCCAUAAUUUAAUUAAAAAAUAUUCAAGUUAAUUCAUUGAAUAUAACUAAAUGUAUUAUUAUAAAUUUUACUUUAUAUAUACAGUCUAAAAAGUUAAUUGCACUUAACAAACUUUUUGUUUUUGUUUGUCAACAACUAGUAAUCCAACUUCCAGUCAAAGCACACAUUCUUCAUUCUUAACUACCAGCAAUUCCAUCUAGCUACCAAGAAUUCAAACUACUUCCCCUACUACAUAUGUGGAUAUCUGAUAUACACAUACACUAUUCACUAUAUCUAUGGACUAUGGUUUCAUUACACAUCUCAUCACCUAAUUAUCUCCUUUGUUGACAAAAUUCUCAUAUAUUAACUUGAACCAUUAACUUGCAUAACAAUCUUCCUUAAUCCUUCAUUAUUUUAAAUGUAAGGGGUGGAAUUUACAACGUCGCAUUCUGGUUGUCACAUCUUAACUAACAGCCAUAUAAAUUAAAGAAACAAAGAAAGUUGAUCUAUAUGAUUAAAAAUACCAAUAUCUUUUUUAUAAAAAAGGAAAAAAACAUCUUUCUAUAAAUAAAUUGGAUUGAGAUAGAAAUAAAAAAGUGAGACAUAGGUUGCAUUCAUAACAUAGUUAGAAAAAAGAAACCAAUCAAAAAGAGAGUAAUGGUGUCUCCAAAAAAUAUAGGAAAAUAUAAACUUGGCAGAACCAUAGGAGAAGGUACUUUCUCUAAGGUUAAGCUUGCUUUCAAUGGCAACAAUGGGGAGAAGGUAGCAGUCAAGGUCAUUGACAAGAAUAUGGUCUUGAAAAACAAUCUUAAGCAUAAGGUACAAAGUGAGAUUAGAACAAUGAGACUUCUGCAUCAUCCUAAUAUUGUUAGAGUUCAAGAGGUUAUUGCUACAAAGACAAAAAUAUACAUUGUGAUGGAAUAUGUAUCAGGAGGUCAACUGUUGGACAAGAUGUCCUAUGUUGAUAGGUUGAAUGAAUGUGAUGCAAGAAAACUAUUCCAGCAACUUGUUGACGCCAUCGAUUACUGCCAUAAUAAGGGAGUUUUUCAUCGCGAUUUAAAGCCGGAAAACUUGCUCCUUGACAACCAAGGAAAUCUCAAAGUGUCUGAUUUUGGAUUAAGUUCAUUGAGUAAGCCUAAUGAUGUCUUACACACAAGGUGUGGAUCGCCGAGCUACGUGGCUCCUGAGCUGCUGAUGAGCAAAGGGUAUGAUGGAGCAGCUGCUGAUGUUUGGUCAUGUGGUGUGGUUCUUUUUGAGUUACUUGCUGGUUAUCUACCAUUUAAUGACCAAAACUUGAUGAGCUUAUACCAUAAGAUAUGCAGAGCAGAAUAUGUAUGCCCCCCAUGGUUUACUCAAAGGCAAAAGAAAUUAAUCACCAAAAUACUCCAACCGCGUCCUGAAAAGCGCAUAAACAUUUCAGAUAUUAUUGAAAAUGAGUGGUUUCAAAUAGAUUACAAACCUUCUCGUGCGUAUGAAAUUGAUCCGACUACUAAUUUGGAUGACAACAAAAGUGAUGCUUUUGACCCAAUUGAGGAGAAAACUACGAAGUCAACCAUAACCAAGUCGUCGAGCUUCAUUAAUGCGUUUCAACUGAUAGCCAUGUUUCAGGACCUUGAUCUAUCUGCACUUUUUGAAGAACAGGAUCACAAGAAGCAGAUGACAAUGUUUGGAUCCCAACAUACAAUCAGUGAAACGGUAGAAAAAAUAGAAGCUGCUGCAACAGAUGUGAGACUGUCGGUGGAGAAAAUGAACAAUUUUAAGAUGAAAAUGCACCCAAAACAGACAAUGACUAGAAGUUCUAGAUCAUACUUUGACCUAUCUGCUGAGGUGAUAGAAGUUGCUCCAGCUCAUUGUGUUGUACAAAUAUCAAAAUCUGCAGGAGAUCUAAGAAAAUACAAUGAAUUUUGUGAAAGUUUAUCAAGUCUGCUGAAUGAAAAAUCUACUAUGCCAUCACAUGACCGAGAUUCUGAGGAUCAAUGUAAAGUUAGCAGCAUAGCAAAGAAACAUGAUGAAUGCUAUGCAAAGCCAAACAGAGAAGAUUUUCGUGGCUAUAACUCUGCUUGAAGAUUGAUUUAAACCAUGUCUCUAUUAUUUAUUGAAGUUCAUGGGAAUAUGACAUGGCAAGAAGAAAACAAAAUAUUUUCUCAAAGCUUGUUUUUUUAACUCAAGUAUUUCGUAUUUUCGAUCUUCUUGAGAGAAGCGGUUUUCUUGUCAAUUCAUUGUUUUCUUCAUUGUAAAAUAACGAGAAACAUAAUUUUUGUCAUGAUUGAAAUUUGCAUUGAUUUAAUAAGCAAAAAUGCUGUAAAGUUCUCAAUCAUAGAGUAAAGACAGAUUACAAUUUAAA
Messenger RNA from Lathyrus oleraceus (garden pea), 5539 nucleotides. RefSeq names its product CBL-interacting serine/threonine-protein kinase 21. Bases 3853 to 5259 code for a protein of 468 amino acids. The transcript has 14 exons. Gene Ontology annotation, molecular function: ATP binding; protein serine/threonine kinase activity. Gene Ontology annotation, biological process: protein phosphorylation; signal transduction. NCBI's taxonomy places the organism in Eukaryota, Viridiplantae, Streptophyta, Magnoliopsida, Fabales, Fabaceae. The record is from RefSeq and is a predicted model, not a curated record.